ACCGCCGCCGUACACAUGCCCUGCUGUGUGGUAAAACUUCCGCACACACGCUACAUGGCGGCGUUGCUUACCAUGUGAUUCGAGGAUAGGAAGAGGAGCUAGAGAGACACCAGGGAAAUAAAAAAAAUCCUGAGGGCGUGUCAUGUGACAGAAAUCCACUAUGUCAGCUUCUGAGGAUACGGACAAGCCAUUUGUGUGUGGCAUUUGCGGGAAAGCGUUCCCUUUGCUGACCACACUCCAGCGUCAUCACAGGUACCAUACGGGAGAGGCGCCAUUCAUGUGCGAGAUUUGCGACAAGACUUUCAUCCAAGCGAGGAGCUUGACAACGCACCAGAGGACCCACACUGGACAGAAGCCCUUUGUUUGUGGUGUUUGCGGCAACUCGUAUACCCAGGAAAGCAGUCUGAGACGCCACAAAGUGAUCCACACUGGCCAAAAUCCAGCCUUCGUGUGCAGCACCUGCGGCAAAAGCUUCCCCAAGCGGUCCAAACUCAAGCACCACCUGAGAGUCCACACUGGUGAAAGCCUGUUCUCCUGUGACAUCUGCGGCAAAGAAUUCACUCAGGAAAGUAGCCUGAAACGCCACAGUGCGGCCCAUGCCGAAACAACAAGGGAGACCCCAGGAAAAGAAGAAGAGACAAGACUGCCCCGUUGCAGCACUUGUGGCCGGGUUUUUCCAAGCCAAGCCGUACUCAAACAUCACCCCUGUUCCAACGGUGGGAAAUCGUUUGCGUGUGAGAUUUGUGGGAAAGCCUUCACACGAGCGAGCAGCUUGAGGAAACACGGCAGGAAGCACACCAGGGAGAAACCGUACGUGUGCACCACUUGUGGCAGGGCCUUUGCUGCAAAGUCGAAAUUGAAACGUCACCAGAAUGUACACAGUGUAGAGAAGCCAUCUUGUGGGGAAGUCAUCUCACCAGAGACUAGUCCAAAGCAUCGCGGGGCAGUGUGCAAUGGAGAUGAGCCAUUGGUAGCCAGCGUCCGUCAGGAAAGUGACGUGCAAACCAACCAUCUUACAACCCAGAGCGGAGUGCCCUUUGCAGACAAACCCUUGGAGGAGGGCACUUGCGAGAAGGACUCCUGCAAUACCGACACUCAGGAAUUCCACCGCAGCAGCCCAACAAGAACUAAGCCCCCUGUUCAAGAAUUAUGCUGCGAGGCAUUUUCACACAAAUGGAACCUAGAACGCCAUCAGAGGAUCCACUUUGGGGAGCAACCUUACUCGUGCGAUAUUUGCGGCAAAUCCUUCCCGUACCAAUGGAAUCUGGAAUGCCACAAGAGAUCCCACGCCCAGGUGAAACUGUUCGUCUGUGACAUUUGUGGUGAGGCAUUUGUGUUGGAAGCGCAACUCAAAACUCAUCAGGGGUCACACGUUGAAGAGACACCCUCGCUGUGUGACCAGAUCAUUGCCAUGUCUUCCUCAGAGGUCUGCAAGGAAAAGCAGUUGGCAUGUGAUGUGUGUGGAAAGGUCUACACGUACAGAUACAGUUUGAGGCAACACCAGCAAGUCCACAAGGACGAGAAGCGGUUGACCUGCAGCAUGUGUGACAAAGCAUUCGUGCUGGAAAGCACUCUGAAAUGUCACCAGCGGGCCCAUCUGGCUGAGGACAGAGUGAAACGGUUUAUGUGCAACGUCUGCGGCAAGGUGUUCACCCGCCCAGCCAAUCUGGAGGAGCACCACCGCAGCCACACGGGGGAAAGACCCUUUGAGUGUGACGUCUGCGACAGGGCCUUCAGCCACCGCAGCCAUCUGACGAUCCACCGGAGGCGUCACACGGGGGAGAGGCCAUUUGUGUGUGACGCCUGCGGCAAGGCCUACCUGCGUGGCAACGAGCUGAGCAGCCAUCAGACGCUGAAGCACGGUGCGCAGGCCAAGAAGCCAUUUGGCUGUGACAAGUGCGGCAAAGGCUUCUUGCUGAAGACAGGGCUGGCCGUUCACCAGCGAGUCCACACUGGAGAGAAGCCGUUUUGGUGCGGUAUUUGCAAACGAGCGUUUGCCACUGGCUAUGCACUGAAAUGUCAUCAACUGACCCACACAAAAGAAAAGCCAUUCCUCUGUGAAGUUUGUGGCAGAGCCUUCUCUCUGGCUGCUAGUCUUAAAAAGCAUCAAGAAGUACACAUGUAGGAAAAGAGAUUUAUUUCAAGUCAUUUAUUUAUUUGUUGCCAAGGGGCUAUGUGCAAUUUUUUUUGUUUUAAAAAAAACUUUUUGGCAGAGCACAGGUUUAUAUACUUAAGCAUUGCCAAAGAUAAGACAUUAAUGGGAGAAGAAGGACCUACGUGUGAAUCCUUUGAGAUAACAUUUUUCAAGAAGGAAAGAAUUGGGAUGAUGAAACUCUACAGCAAAUUUUAUCAUGAAUUCCUGGAAUUAUUAAUAGAAUUACCAAGGCUAAGGUUUCAAUGUGCCCAAAGUUCCCCACUAAAUCAAAUGCUUGUUCUACAGGUGUCUUGUUUGUACACACUUUAAUUUGGCCACAGUUUAAAGUGUGUUUUUUUUGGUACGGCAUAUUAGGCCCGUCUUCACCAAACAGCCAAUCAACCUCAGCCAGGCAUCUGCAGAGGAGUCUAGGCAUGUGAACUUUAGCGUACACCAGGAAGGCCAGCUGUUCAAAAGCAGAGUGCUUUCACAAUUAUUCAGGGGCCACUCCUGAUCAACGAUCUCAUGCCAAGAUGUAGAAGAUAUUGCUUUGUGCUGCAAACAUGACAGAUGAUUAAAAAAUGUAAUGUAAUUUUCAACUCAUUGAACUUGCAAUAUACCUGUUGUAGUGCUAGAGUGUGUUCUUACGUAAAGAUAUUUUGCCAAUUGUAACUUGUAAUACACGUAUAGUUUUCUUUUACGAAACUGCCUUGUAUUCCUCGUCAAGCAUUGAGCAACUCAUUAUUGUUAGUAUGUACACAUGUGCAUGAGCAAGGUUUUUUUUUGGGGGGGCGCACAUUAGCAGCAAACUGAUAAACCAUUAGGGUGGAAAGGGGGGUCAAUUCUUAGAGGUUUUCAAGCAAAUUGAUGAUUUACAGUUUACGUUUUUAAUAUGGGGGGAGGCAAGCAACUGCCCCCUCCCCCUUUCCCCCACCCCCCCAAUACACAUGCAUGUUGAUUUGUUUGCAUGAUGAUGCACAUGAUAAAUAGAGUGUGGGUGGUCAAUCUUGGUCUUUGAAAUACAGUUAUCUCCUUUUGACCUGUCAUUUGUUGAUUCAGAUUUUUUGCAUCGGUUACCAAUUAAAGGACAUUGCCAUAUUUUGUAUGAAAAUAAAACUUGA
This is a messenger RNA of Acanthaster planci (crown-of-thorns starfish), 3255 nucleotides long. RefSeq lists its product as uncharacterized. Gene Ontology annotation, molecular function: RNA polymerase II cis-regulatory region sequence-specific DNA binding; DNA-binding transcription repressor activity, RNA polymerase II-specific. NCBI's taxonomy places the organism in Eukaryota, Metazoa, Echinodermata, Asteroidea, Valvatida, Acanthasteridae. Gene Ontology annotation, biological process: regulation of transcription by RNA polymerase II. The record is from RefSeq and is a predicted model, not a curated record. Gene Ontology annotation, cellular component: nucleoplasm.